Messenger RNA from Olea europaea var. sylvestris, 742 nucleotides. RefSeq names its product probable WRKY transcription factor 70. NCBI's taxonomy places the organism in Eukaryota, Viridiplantae, Streptophyta, Magnoliopsida, Lamiales, Oleaceae. The record is from RefSeq and is a predicted model, not a curated record. Gene Ontology annotation, biological process: regulation of DNA-templated transcription. The transcript has 2 exons. Gene Ontology annotation, molecular function: sequence-specific DNA binding; DNA-binding transcription factor activity. The coding region runs from base 20 to 691 and encodes 223 amino acids.
GGUCUCUAUUGUUCCGGUGAUGGUUUCGUCGCAUUCUGAUGGACAAAAGUCGGAAGAUUCCGGGAAGCAUACCAACACUUCAGAGUUCAUAAAAAUUUCGAAACGCAGGAGAACUUCGGAGAAAAGGGCAAAAGAGAUCGUUGCUGCUUCGUUUGAAGAUGGUCAUGCAUGGAGGAAAUAUGGGCAAAAAAGUAUCCAAAAUGCCAAACAUCCAAGGAGCUACUUGAGGUGCACCUACAAGUAUGAUCAAGGAUGCCAAGCAAGAAAACUGGUCCAAAAAAUUCAAGAUGAGCCAGCAUUAUAUAGGACAACAUACCACGAGCACCACACAUGUAAGAAGAAUUUAUUUGAAGAAUCUCAAAUUAUUACGGAUAGCACUACAAAAGACUCUUCCAUCAUCUGGAGCUUCGACUCUCCUGAACAGAACUAUAAACCUAAUGGCAAGGUGAUUCCAACAUGGCCCAUAAUUCCGCAAGAAACUGAGGAAAUGUUUAAAAAUUUGCAUCAAGACAAAUCAUCAUCACAAUCUGAUUACUUCAUAUCGCCUGAUCUGACGACAUUUGAAUCAUGUUUUGGGCAGUUCACUGAUAUUUCAUCAGCAUUUCACGAUCAAGGGCAUGUGAUUUGUUCUGAUAUGGAUAUAGAAACGAUGGUAGGACCCGUUUUUGAUGAAUUUCUUGAGUUAUGGUAGACUGGCUAGUUUAUUUUAUUCAUUCCUUUUAUGUACUUACUGAAUAUUUUC